UUGCUGGGGGAUCGUGAGGCUGCUUGCUGGGCCCAUCACAGGCGGCAUGGACCUGGGAGGCCUCUGGCCUUGGCUGCUGGCUUUUCUCUCUUUGCCAGGUUUGAUCCUAGGAGCUCCCUCAGCCUCCGGCUGCUCCGGAGCCUGUGGGACCAGCUUUUCAGAGGACCUGCCUGCUGAGGAGACCCAGACAUCCUGGGACAAGGACAUCCCUGCCAUUAACCAAGGGCUCAUCCCAGAGGAAUCCCCAGAGAGCAGCUUCCUCCUUGAGGGGGACAUCCUCCGGCCGAGUCCCUUCCGGCUGUUGUCAGCCACCAGCAACAAGUGGCCAAAAAAUGGUGGUGUUGUGGAGGUCCCCUUCCUGCUCUCUAGCAAGUAUGAUGAGUCCAGCCGUGAGGUGAUCCUGGAGGCAUUUGCCGAGUUUGAACGUUCCACAUGCAUCAGGUUUGUCGCCUACCAGAGCCAGAGAGACUUCAUCUCCAUCAUCCCCAUGUCUGGGUGCUUCUCUAGUGUGGGACGCAGUGGAGGGAUGCAGGUGGUAUCCCUGUCACCUACCUGUCUCCAGAGGGGUCCAGGCAUUGUCUUACAUGAACUCAUGCAUGUGUUGGGCUUCUGGCAUGAGCACGCACGGGCUGACCGGGACCGCUAUAUCCGUAUCAACUGGAAUGAAAUCCUUCCAGGCUUUGAAAUCAACUUCAUCAAAUCUCGGAGCAGCAACAUGCUGGUGCCCUAUGACUACUCAUCAGUGAUGCACUAUGGGAGGCUUGCUUUCAGCCGGCGUGGGCUCCCCACCAUCAUACCACUCUGGGCCCCCCGUGUCCACAUUGGCCAGCGAUGGAACCUGAGCACCUUGGACAUCACAAGGGUCCUCAGGCUUUAUGACUGCAGCCCAAGUGGCCUUGACCCCCAUGGGAGAGGGCUCCAGCCUCACAGCAAUGGUAGGAGCCCCACUCCUGACUCUACACCCUACCUGCAGCGGCUUCUGAAGGCACUGAUGGAAUCCAGCAGCCCGGACACUGGAGACCAGCAUGUAGCUGCAGGGCCUGGAGAAAGCCCAGGGGGGUGGGAGCACCCUGCCCUGAGGAAGCCUGGCGUAGAAGCCUCUGCAAGGCUGCCUCAGCCUCCAGCCUCCUCCCCAAGCUCAAGGCCUGGAGCUGAUGCUCCUGCUAUUGCUCUGGAGCAGUCCUGGCUGGCUCGGGCACUGAUGGGGCCCCCAACCCCAUCUCUGGAAGACCCGGCAGCACCCAACCAGGCUGCUUUGGAGAACCCAGAUCUACCAGGAGCACCUGGAAGUCACCUCAGGGGCAUGCCCAGGCUCCAGGCCUGUGGCUUCUGUCCCCAGGUGGGAAGGGUAACCUCUGCCCAGAGUAGCCAGGUUGAGUAACUCUU
This is a messenger RNA of Manis javanica (Malayan pangolin), 1386 nucleotides long. It is a transcript of the gene ASTL, whose product is annotated as astacin like metalloendopeptidase. The record is from RefSeq and is a predicted model, not a curated record. Gene Ontology annotation, molecular function: zinc ion binding; metalloendopeptidase activity. Lineage: Eukaryota; Metazoa; Chordata; Mammalia; Pholidota; Manidae. Gene Ontology annotation, biological process: proteolysis.